Porites evermanni is the source of this 755-nucleotide messenger RNA. Lineage: Eukaryota; Metazoa; Cnidaria; Anthozoa; Scleractinia; Poritidae. The record is from the annotation of a GenBank genome assembly.
AUGGCUCAGAGUGGAUUAACGUUUGUCUCCGUUCUUCUUUUAUCCAUUGUCGCCGUUGGUAAGGCAACUACACGAAUUAAUCAAGUACUUAGUCAUUAAGCAAAGAACUUGAAAGCUAAGGUGGCAAUGUUACUCUCAGUGUUCAAUAGGCUUUAAAGUUAAGGUUAUUUUUUGCACAGAUUUACUUAUAUAAAUAUAUAAGACGACUCAUCCCGGGGCGAAGCCAGAAGCCAUUGGUUGUGCGCUCCCCACGAGGCCAAUUUCUAACGCGGAGACCUCGGCAGUUUUUAAAACUGACCUGUCGAGGAUGAUGCGUCAAGGAUAAUGCCAUGACAAAAUGCGCCCCUGAGCAAUUCUCAUCACCUAUUACUAUACCUCUGUACACAUUUUACAAAGUGAAAUAUGAUUUUUUUUUAUCAUCAUUAUUCUUUACAGGUCAGUGCUCACACCAGACUUCAAAACCAUGUUCAGACACCUUCAAUGUUAACUUUGUUUACCUCCCAACUGACAAAAUGCCCACCACUGUUCCUGACAUGGAAGCUCCAGAUGACGCCUGGUUUCAAAACAAGGAUUUUUGUAAAAGGCAUUGCGAAGCGAAAUGUAUCGCAGUUUGGAAAGGUUGCAGUGCUUUCUCGUCCAUGUUGAAAUCUAACGGCCAAUGCAGCUGCUACGGAUGGAAGACUACGCCUUCGUUUAGCGAGGACUCUAAAUACCUUUUUGGAUACUGCGUGCCUCGUGACAAGAAAGGCCAGUGA